This is a messenger RNA of Parnassius mnemosyne (clouded apollo), 3878 nucleotides long. Lineage: Eukaryota; Metazoa; Arthropoda; Insecta; Lepidoptera; Papilionidae. The record is from the annotation of a GenBank genome assembly.
CAUUAUAAACAGCAAAUCCCCCUCAAAUUCAAUUUACUAAUAUUGUUCCAAUUUUAAUCCAGUUCAAUGCUUCAUUUUCUGAUGUUAGAUACCUUCUUCAUUUUUAUUAAUUAGAUAGUAUAUGAGAAUACAUAAUUCUAAUAUAAUGCAACUAAUAUACCGAAUAAAUGCUGUGUCUAUUUCCAUAAAAUAGUUUGAUGUUGAAAAAAAUAAUACUACGUUCGUACAGUAGGUGGCGUCUUGCAGAUUUCUUACGCGAUAUAUUGUAGUGAGAAUCGGCGGACCGAAUGCUCAAGGUCGUUCUCUAGGAAUAGCGCCUUAACAAAAUCAUAUUACGGCCAGGCGCACAAGUUUCAAGUACACGCCGGGCUCGUUUUGACGGGCCAAUUCAGAGGGCUGCCACGCGGCAGCCGGUUCGCACGCGAUACAGUUCAGUAUUAACUCACGCCCCGCGUCACGUCGUCCAUUCGUCGCUUAAGAUACAAGGGUUAACUAAAAUGAAGGCAAAAGCAUAUUGCAUUGCAUUCGGGUGCUUAAAUAAUAACACUGACCCGAACCUCACGUUUUUCACACUUCCGAAGGACAUCGAAAGGUAAAGAAAUGCACGUCUCAUAGGUAAUAAGUAAUUAGCUUAACCAAAUGUUUACCUUUGUUAUUCUUAUUUAUAUUAUCCGUAUUUACGAGGUUAGAAAAUUUAUUAUUAUUAUAUAGUAUAGUAAGGUUCGUUAAGUAAAGGUAGGAAAGUCGGUACCUAUUUAAAUUAUAUUUUAGUAUUUUCGUUUUGGUUGGUAGAUCAAUAAGUUUUUGGAAACGCAAUGAAACUCUAGUAUAAGUAUAGGUAAAUUGUAUUUAUUUUUCAACGUAAUAGCCUUUUAGGGUAAUGCACCUUGAAUAGCACGUUAGUAAAUUGCCUUGGGAAAAAGCAUUGAUCCCGGGACUCGAAAAGGUCUCUACAGCACACAUCACCUCAUUGUAGCCGUCAAAUUUAUAUCACGCAAGUGCUUUUUCAGGUGAGUAAAGGGGUGAAAAUCAAUAGGUGCUAGGUCCGGAGAAUAUGGGUGGCUUCUGCUUCAGCUGAAACCCAGCAAUGCGGAUGGCGUCGCCAUCUGAUCACAUCAAAUCGAUAGACAAGUGCAUUAUCACGAUGAAAAAGCACUCCAACACGCAAUUUACCUCGACGUUUAUUCUUUAGUUCUUCGCGUAGUUUUUUGAUUAAUGUUUAAAUUGUCGAUCAUUAUUGUACCUUCCGCAUCCCAGAAGAUAGAUGCUAUUAUUUUCCAGCUUUCGCGGACACCUUGAAUCUCUUGGCUGGCGAGGAAGACGGUCUUUUCCACAUCUUGCUUUGGUUUUUCAUCUCCGCGUGAAAAUGGUGUACCCAAGUUUCAUCUACAGUUACGAAACGCGCGUAAAAAGUAUCUGGAUCUUCUUCAAUUAUUGCUAAAUUUAACUUUGAAAUGUCAACUCUUGCUUUCUUUUGGGCGUCUAUUAACAUUCGAGGAACCGAGCGCGCGGCCACCUUUUUGAAUUUUCAGGUAUGAGUUAACGUGGUUGAGCCAUACUGCAGCUGUAUUAAUUGUAUAGUUGUAGCAUGAAUGUGUCGGCUCGACUGGUGAAGGACCACGCUCUCACAGAAUACCAGCGUAGAGUAGCAGCUUAAUGCUGCUGUGUUUCGUAUGAUGAGUGUAGAGCAUUCCAUCUUAGUCCUCACGGCUGAUAACGCUGGGUUUUAUUUAAUUUAAAGUUUAUUUUCUUCUUUUUAGAUCAUUUAAAUAAAAGCUUGUUUUUAAAAAUGUUUUUUUCCUAUUAAUAUAUUAUUGUGAAUGGUCUAUUUUUUGUUUUAUUAUAUAACUCUGUGUGUGUGUUGUACAUUUACAAAUACAUUUCUGUGAACAACUUACCUUUGUUUCAUUAAUAAAAUUAGUUGAUUUUUACAACUUCAUAAAGUAAUAUCAUAAACGUACUUACAUGUUAUUGUAACGAAAUAAAGAAAUCCUACCAAAGAAGAAAAGUUACCAUUUAGAUGAUCUACUGCAAGUACCUAUUUAUACAGGUCUGGGAUAACCUCCCCUUAAUUAUGCUACGGCCACACUACCUUGUCGUGUACUGCCCGUUUACCGCAACAAUUAACUAUAGCAUUAAAUUACUGCCUAAAUUGCGUGAAGUAGUGUGGUUACAAUAAAAAUAUUAAAAAUAGAUAUUCUGUGGUUACACUAGAGUUUACCUAGAUAUGAAAAUGAAAUAGGUGGAAAAAUGUCAUGUUUAAGCUGCGGCGGUGUUGUACUCUAUAUGAGUGUCAGUUAUUAUUACAUUAAUCUUUUACAUUUUAACAAAGCUAAAUCAAGACUUAAAAGAAGAUAGUGAAAGAUAAAAAUGCACAGAAAGCCUUCUUUUUCCGUUGAGCUCGUGUCGCACACUGAACAAACUGUGGUGUGGCCACAUGACGAAAAAAUUACCGCGGUCAUCGUCUUUGAUAUGCGAAAAAGAUCGCCACCGGAACUAUUCACUACCGUCACAUGUCAUAUUGAUUGACAUUGUAAAUUUAUGGCCAUAAAUCGUGACUACACCUAGGUUUUGUUUCAAUUACCUAUGGCCAAAAUUAUUGCCAUAUCACGAUUCACGAUAGUGUGGCCGUAGCAUUAACUGUACAAGUUCUGUUAAUGGUCGGUAUUGUGAUUUUGAUUAUGUAAAUGCAGACUAAGAGCUAUUGGUAUUUUAGUUUUAAUUUGCCCAACUUUCUACUUCAAAUAAUAAUAACGGGGACUAAAUGAACUUAAGCAUCAAUUUAAAACAUUUCAACCACAAGUUUUAUUUUCAUAUUCCAGACGCGGAAAAUGGUUGACAUUAAUCGACAGAGAAGACUUAUUACAAAUGGGAGAUUUGAAGAAGAGCAGCUAUUUAGUUUGUUCGGCACAUUUCGAAGAUACUUCGUUCAAAAUAAUUAAACAUCUCAAAGAACAUGCUCUUCCAUCAAUGCUUUUACAUAACCAACCUCAAGAAGGACCGUCCAUAUCCGCACAAGUCAAAGACAAAGUGACUAUAUUAUCGAAUAAUAAAGAAUAUGUUACCGUUGAAACUCAAACAGAAGCGUUACGAUCAACGAAAGAACAAACACAGAAAUCAAAGGCACUUACCGAAGGAACGCCAAGAAAACGAAAAAUCUCAAUUGAAAUACGGGAAUGUAACUUGAAACGCCAAAAAUUGGAUCAAGAAAUUAAAAACAAAAUUGACAAUCUAACGACUUCGAUCGCGGACGAUCAAUCUAAUUUGUUCAUAAAGAAGGAACCGGAGGCGGAAGAGUGGGUGCAAAUGACUGAUCCAGAAGACGUGGUCAUCCCUGAUACUAGCAACGCGAAGGAGCAUUUUUCCAGCAGCGAAUACGAAGAAUCCCUUGAAUGUGAACUUCCGAAGCCUUUGGCUUUUAAUAAUUUUGCGAAAAAGAGGAAAUUGGAGGACUUCCAUAAUGAGUCUCUAGCUGUUACGUUGAGAGAUAUAAAUACUCAAUUACAUGUGUUGACAAAUCAGCGAUACGACUGUUUCGACAACUUUGGUAAGUAUAUAUCGGCAAUGCUAAGAAUUAUGCCUAUACAGAAAUCCAUGGAGUUGCAGCCGAAGAUCGUAGCUUUAAUCACCUCGGUUGGAGUUAGUAAUAAUGAAGGUCGGAUCAGCCAGUCUCAUGAGAACUGUAGCUGAGGCCAAAAAACUUUGACCUCCAUAUUUAUCAUUCAUAAAUAGUUACGAUUUACGAAGUGUUAAACUUAAAUUGUGUUUAAAAGAUUGUUGAUAUGAUCUGUAGUUUCUACCUACUGAUAUUAUCUGUUAACGUAAUAUUUUUAAAUUUAACUUGUAUUAUAAUCUGUAACUUAAAUAAACAAUUAUUU